AAAAGUAAAACGAAAAAAAAACUAAAGAAAAGAAAAAACAAACAAACAAACAAACAAACAACAACAACAAAAACCAGUGCAGAAUCUAGAAUUUUUCAAUCAACAUUUGUUGCCAAUAAAACUGUCAUCAUUGCCGCGUUAACAGAAACCACGGCGUCAGCAGCGAUUGCAGCGCUCAGUAUCAGCAGCAGCUCUCAAGCGUCGCUUGCAAACGCCAGCGCCAGCGCCAACGCCGCCAGCCCCAGUCCCAGCGCUGCCGCACCGCCGACAGUUGCAGCCGCAGCCGCAGCCAGCGCUACAGUUGCAGCAGCAGCAGCAGCAACUCCGUCGCCGCCGUUAACGGUAAAAAGCGAAAUCGUUGCAUCUGAUUCAACAGCCGAGCCCUCCCCUAUACAAGAUUUAAUCAUGCAAAUGCAACUGUUGCAAGCACCACCGCCCACGCAUCCACAUCAUUUGCACCUGCAGCAUCCAGCAGCCGCCGCCGCUGCCGCCGCAGCUGCUGCCGCGGGCGCAUAUCAAGCCUAUCCGACGGGCGCCACAGCUGCAAUGCUGCAGCAGAGCAACGUCGUCGCCGUCCAGCAACAUCAUCAACAGCAGCAGCAGCAGCAGCAGCAGCAACAACAGCAACAGCAGCAGCAACACGCAAUGCUGCUUCAUCAUCAGGCCGCGGCGGCUGCCGUUGCCGCACAACAGCAGCAGCAACAGCAGCAGCAGGCACAACAUCAACAGCAGCUCCAACUGCAGCAGCAACAGCAACACCAUCAGGCACAACAGCAACAGGCCGCCCAACAGCAGUUCCACUAUCAGCAGCAGGCGCAGGUUCAGGCUCAUGCUAUGCUACAGACGUAUAUGCAGCUGCAGGUGAACAAUGUGGCUGCUGCGCCGGCCACGCCCACCAAAUACGCGUCAGCUGGAAUGGCGGCAGGUGGAGCACAGUAUUAUGCCGCGCCAACAACACCGCUCACGAUAAUACCGGCAUGUAGUGGAGCCGCUGUGGCUGCUGCCGCCAUGUUUGCCACAGCCGCCACGCCCACCUCAGCGGCGACCACCCCGAGCAACAAUGUAAGGAUCGAUGAACAAUUACUAUAUAAAUUUAAUCAUUGGCGCGGAAGCGACGAACUUUUGAGUCAAGCUGCAGUCAUGGCGCCCGCUUCCGACAAUAAUAAUCAGGAUCUGGCCACAAAGAAGGCCAAACUGGAUUCGAGCACCGUGCUGGCUGGCGGAAUUGCCAAAGCCUCAAAGGUCAUUCAUUUGCGCAACAUUCCAAACGAAUCUGGUGAAUCGGACGUAGUUGCAUUGGGCAUACCAUUUGGGCGUGUGACAAAUGUCCUGGUGCUAAAGGGCAAGAAUCAAGCAUUUAUUGAAAUGGCCGACGAAAUAUCCGCCACAUCGAUGGUCUCCUGUUAUACAGUGAAUCCGCCCCAGAUGCGUGGGCGCAUGGUCUACGUGCAGUUCUCCAAUCAUCGCGAGCUCAAGACGGACCAGAGUCACAAUCAGAACUCGUCGGCGGUGCAGAGUGACUAUCGCAUUCAAUCGCCCGCCGGUGGCUCGCCGUUGCCGCUGUGCGCCGCUGCCAAUGCGACCAGCAACAAUGCCAACAACUCGGCCGAGAACAACUGCAGCACUGUGGCCAUCUUGCAGAACAACACGAGCGCUGUGAAUGCCUCGGCGGGCAGCAACAAUACCAAUGCUGCCGGCGGACCCAAUACGGUGCUGCGCGUCAUUGUCGAAACUCUGAUGUACCCCGUUUCGUUGGACAUAUUGCAUCAGAUAUUCCAGCGCUUUGGCAAGGUCCUGAAGAUCGUCACCUUCACCAAGAACAAUUCAUUCCAGGCUCUCAUCCAGUAUCCGGAUGCCCACUCUGCACAGCAGGCCAAGUCAAUAUUGGAUGGCCAGAACAUCUACAACGGCUGCUGCACCUUGCGCAUUGACAACAGCAAAUUGACCGCCUUGAAUGUCAAGUACAACAAUGACAAGUCACGCGACUUUACGAAUCCGGCGCUGCCACCGGGCGAGCCGGGUGUCGAUCUCAUGCCCACAGCCGGCGGCUUAAUGAAUACCAAUGAUCUGCUAUUGAUUGCCGCCCGUCAGCGGCCCUCAUUAACAGGUGAUAAAAUAGUCAACGGCCUGGGCGCACCCGGCGUGCUGCCGCCUUUCGCCUUGGGCCUGGGCACUCCACUCAGCGGCGGCUACAGCAACGCCCUGCCCAACCUGGCGGCCUUCUCGCUGGCCAACAGCGGCGCCCUACAGACCGCCGCUCCAGCUAUGCGCGGCUACUCGAAUGUGCUGCUCGUAUCGAAUUUAAAUGAAGAGAUGGUCACGCCUGAUGCUCUAUUUACCCUCUUUGGUGUAUACGGCGAUGUGCAACGUGUAAAGAUAUUGUACAACAAAAAGGACUCGGCACUCAUACAAAUGGCAGAGCCGCAGCAAGCUUAUUUGGCCAUGUCUCACCUUGAUAAAUUACGUUUAUGGGGCAAGCCGAUACGUGUCAUGGCCAGCAAACAUCAGGCCGUGCAACUGCCCAAGGAGGGACAGCCGGACGCGGGGCUCACGCGUGACUACUCACAGAAUCCAUUGCACCGUUUCAAGAAGCCGGGCAGCAAGAACUAUCAGAACAUCUACCCGCCAUCGGCGACACUGCAUUUAAGUAACAUUCCCUCAUCCUGCACCGAGGAUGACAUCAAAGAAGCCUUCACCUCCAACAAUUUUGAAGUUAAAGCAUUCAAAUUUUUCCCCAAGGACCGCAAAAUGGCGCUGCUGCAACUGUCGUCGGUGGAGGAAGCCGUCCUGGCGCUGAUCAAAAUGCACAAUCAUCAGCUGUCCGAGUCGAACCAUUUGCGCGUGAGCUUCUCCAAGUCGAACAUCUAGAAUCCGACCCGCGGUCAGGUUCACUGAACUUGACUAAGUGCCAACAGCAGCAUUGCACUACGGCAUCAGUUCUAUUGGCAGCAGCAACAGAUACAAUCUAUUAUUCGUAGUACAAGCGGCAUGCAAGGCAAUCGCCACCACAGCCACUUCAACUGAGAAGCGAGCCCAACCAAUCCACAAUACAAACCACCCAGCCCAUCAAACACAGCAGCAACAAUCGAUGCAAAAGAGCUAUAGCUACUUAUAUACAAACAAAAUCUAAUAUCUAAAUACUGUUCUCAUUAUAUAAAAAAAAAAGCAAACAACUAAAAACUAAAAACACAAUAUGCAUAGCACUAAUUACUGAAAUUCAAAAACUAAAUAAACAAAACUUUACAAUGAAUGCGUGUACUAUAUACAUAUAUAUAUAUAGAUAUUGUAUAUGCAUCAUGAUGAAUACAAUUUCGAAAUUCACGCGUAAACGAAUCAGAACAUUCAACAAAAUACCACAACAGAGAAUGGGGAAAUACACACAAAAACAAAACAAAAAGAGCCCACUAAACAAUCAGCGACGUCGUAUAAUCAUAAGCUUAAAGUUAAAUCUUAACUGUAGUCCAUAAGUAAGUUGCAUUGCAUAGAAAGAGGAGGAGAAACAAAGCGAACUUAGAAUUAACUUAAUUGCACUGUACUGUGUUUUCGUUUUAAGUAACGGCAGAGAGUCAAAUCAUGCAAACCAACAAAGGGAAACUAAAAUAAAAAAUUAAAAAAAAAAAAAAAAUCAAGAAAAACAAGAAAACAAAAUUUAUGUUAAAAAAUGAAGUAAGCGAAAACAAAACAAACAUUGUUUUAUUAUGUAUGAGUAUUUACUGUUAUUAUUAUAUUUUAAGUGAAGCAAAAACUUUCAUUGAUAACUGGUAACCCUGAUUUUUUACACUGAAAUUGCAUGAGCGCAUUUUAGCAGUUUUUAGACGAUUAUCAUUUUGUAAGCGGUAGGUACGAAUCGAAUAAAGUAAAAUGUUAAUUAUAGAGCAAGAGAAACAAACAAUAUCCCAUCAGUCUUUAAGUGUAAUUGAAAUGUAUUUAAUUCUAAUUGAAUAAAGAGCAUCUACCGCAUAUAAAUUGA
Molecule: messenger RNA, 3970 nt
Organism: Drosophila mojavensis
Lineage: Eukaryota; Metazoa; Arthropoda; Insecta; Diptera; Drosophilidae
Gene: heph
Product: polypyrimidine tract-binding protein 1
Exons: 13
Coding region: 406-2868 (820 amino acids)
Biological process (GO): regulation of RNA splicing; mRNA processing
Cellular component (GO): nucleus
Molecular function (GO): mRNA binding
Source: RefSeq, a predicted model, not a curated record